Phytophthora sojae is the source of this 345-nucleotide messenger RNA. RefSeq lists its product as hypothetical. Bases 1 to 345 code for a protein of 114 amino acids. The record is from RefSeq and is a predicted model, not a curated record. The transcript has a single exon. Lineage: Eukaryota; Oomycota; Peronosporomycetes; Peronosporales; Peronosporaceae.
AUGGCGAAGCCGAAACACGUAGCGCUAGCAAGCGCAACUAGCACCGACCCUGCGACGACGACGAAGCGACGCAAAACGUCCGGAGGCUCAGGGCGCGAUGCCAUACCGGCGCCUGCGCCGCCAUCUUCUAUACGGAUUCAUGGUGAGCCAACGGGGGCAGCGGUGCAAGCAAUGGGCGACCCUCAUCCCGACGGUUUCACCUUGACGAAGCUUGCAGAAGCUUGCGAGGCGCUCCAUUCGACGCUCAAGCGUGCUAAAGAUGGCAAGCGCCAAUACGGAAAACGCACCAAAAUGGAGAAGUAUCGACUAUCCGAUCACCAGAAUGUACUCUUCGCCAACAGUUAG